AUGACUGGAACCCAGGAACAGAAGCAACCUGAUGGCUCAUUCAAUCCACCACUUCCUCCGACUAUUUCAGCGAAUUCUUCUUCCGCUGACACUAAUGCUGAAAUAGCAUCUAAUAUUGCCAUACGUAUUCCACCGUUUUGGCAUGAAAAACCCCAAAUAUGGUUUGCACAAAUAGAGGCUCAAUUUCAGUCCAGAAAAAUAACUGGAGAUUCAUCGAAAUUCAAUGCGAUAAUUGGAGCAAUCGAAUCUCAAGUCCUAACACAGGUUUCGGAUGCUGUUUUAAAUCCCCCUAGAGAUAAUAAAUAUGAAAAUCUUAAAACGCAAAUCAUAGAAAGAUUUGAAGACUCCGAGCAGCGCAAAAUUAAAAAACUUCUGUCUGAAGUUGAUUUAGGAGACAAGAGGCCAUCCCAACUCUUGAACGAAUUACGUGAACUUGGUGGAAAUCAAAUUAACGCAGAGUUUCUAAAAUCCCUUUGGUUACAGAGACUUCCUCCUCAGGUACGUGCUAUAUUAUAG
Messenger RNA from Eupeodes corollae, 516 nucleotides. RefSeq lists its product as uncharacterized. The record is from RefSeq and is a predicted model, not a curated record. The transcript has a single exon. Bases 1 to 516 code for a protein of 171 amino acids. Lineage: Eukaryota; Metazoa; Arthropoda; Insecta; Diptera; Syrphidae.